Molecule: messenger RNA, 3037 nt
Organism: Python bivittatus (Burmese python)
Lineage: Eukaryota; Metazoa; Chordata; Lepidosauria; Squamata; Pythonidae
Source: RefSeq, a predicted model, not a curated record
GUCACCAUCCAGGAUGGCAACUAUCACCUGCAACCGGUUUACAGAAGAAUAUCAGCUCUUUGAAGAGCUGGGGAAAGGUGCUUUCUCAAUUGUCAGGAGGUGUGUGAAAGUGCUGUCAGGACAAGAAUAUGCUGCCAAGAUCAUAAACACCAAAAAGCUUUCAGCUCGUGAUCAUCAGAAGCUAGAACGAGAGGCUCGGAUCUGCCGCCUUCUGAAACAUCCUAACAUAGUGAGACUCCAUGACAGCAUAUCAGAAGAGGCACACCACUAUUUGAUAUUUGACCUUGUAACUGGAGGGGAGCUGUUUGAAGACAUUGUUGCCAGAGAGUACUAUAGUGAAGCAGAUGCCAGCCACUGUAUUCAGCAGAUCUUGGAAGCUGUCUUGCACUGUCAUCAGAUGGGUGUGGUGCAUCGUGAUUUAAAGCCAGAGAACCUCUUGCUGGCAUCCAAACUGAAGGGAGCCGCUGUUAAACUGGCUGACUUUGGUCUUGCCAUUGAAGUGGAAGGAGAGCAGCAGGCUUGGUUUGGUUUUGCAGGCACUCCAGGUUACCUUUCUCCUGAAGUGCUCCGGAAGGAUCCCUAUGGCAAAGCUGUUGACCUUUGGGCAUGUGGAGUUAUUCUCUAUAUUCUGCUGGUUGGCUAUCCUCCUUUCUGGGAUGAGGAUCAACACCGAUUGUAUCAGCAGAUCAAAGCUGGAGCCUAUGAUUUUCCUUCUCCUGAGUGGGAUACUGUUACUCCUGAAGCAAAGGACCUCAUCAAUAAAAUGUUGACAAUCAACCCAUCCAAGCGUAUCACAGCAGCAGAAGCUCUGAAGCAUCCAUGGAUAUCACACCGUUCCACUGUGGCUUCUUGCAUGCACAGACAGGAGACUGUUGACUGCUUGAAGAAAUUCAAUGCCAGAAGAAAGCUAAAGGGUGCAAUCCUCACUACGAUGCUAGCAACCCGUAAUUUUUCUGGAGGGAAAAGCGGUGGCAACAAGAAGAAUGAUGGUGUGAAGAAAAGAAAGUCCAGUUCCAGCGUUCAGUUAAUGGAAUCUUCAGAGAGUACAAAUACCACCAUUGAAGAUGAAGACACUAAAGUACGGAAACAGGAAAUCAUUAAGGUGACAGAGCAGCUGAUUGAAGCAAUAAGUAAUGGGGACUUUGAGUCCUACACAAAAAUGUGUGAUCCUGGAAUGACUGCAUUUGAACCAGAAGCUCUAGGGAACCUGGUGGAAGGACUGGAUUUCCAUCGAUUCUACUUCGAAAACUUGUGGUCCAGGAACAGCAAGCCAGUGCACACAACCAUUCUGAACCCACAUAUCCAUUUAAUGGGAGAUGAGUCUGCCUGCAUUGCUUAUAUUCGCAUCACACAGUAUGUGGAUACGAGUGGGAUCCCUCGCACUGCCCAGUCGGAGGAGACUCGAAUCUGGCACCGCCGGGAUGGCAAAUGGCAAAUUGUUCACUUCCACAGAUCUGGAGCACCUUCGGUUUUACCACAGUUCCUUAUAUGUAACAACUACAUGGAUGUUAGGUACAAUAUGACCCUUUCCAUGCAAAGUAGAGCUGCACCUAUUCAUUUGGCCGCUAUAGACGGCUGAAGCACCUCCCCACAGGCCAAGUUUCUCACUGCCUCACCACAAAAGGAAGAUACUUGCUAUCCUUUAUCUAGGGAACUUGGCAGCUGGCUCUCCUAUUUGUUUCUUGCUGGAAUUCCUUUCACCCACAGAACUCCUUACCAAAAUAAACUGAGUAUUUAAUAGACUUUUCUCCUCCUGUUUCACAUGCUUCAUGUUUGCUAUUCUGUGCCAUUCAAGUAGAAGACGGCAUGGGUCAUGGCCCUAUUGCAGGAAACUGCUUUCUGUACACAAGAAGAAACCAGUCUGGAAGAGGCUGAAAUCAAGCCUUCAUCAAACGCUGGCCUCCAGUCCACCGUCAAAAAAAUAGUCUCAGAAGUCAGGGUUUUUGUCACAGGGAUGGGGUCGGUUGGAACACUACUCCCCCUAAGUCUUAAAGGGGAGGAGGGGAAAAGGGGGUAUCGAUAAAUUGUAAUUACCAUGUCCCAAAGGAAACUAAAAGGCCACCUGAUACUAAGGAGUUGAUCACCAAUAAUGUUCUUCAUUUAUCGUGACCAUUAAUCAUUUAUUUAUGUAUAUAUGUAUUUGAUUGAACUUAUACUCUGUCACAGUCUGACAACUCCCCACAGCUUACGGAGACGGGAAUAUAACAACAGUUAAAACCUCCAUGAUACAAUUAAAACAAAUACAGAUGUCAUAACUCCACCAACAACAACCACAAAGACAGCAAAACAACAAAUCAGAGCAAUAUAAUUUAUAUAUAUAUAAGGUGGCACAAUGCUUAAAUUAAGGAAAAUCCCUCCAACGUGGGUGGACUUUCAACAGUUUCCUGAAAGCCUACAGGGAGGGGAUGAAUCUGACCUCCAUCAGGAAGCCAUUCCAGAGCAUCAUCACCCCUAUAAAAAACUAGCACUGUCUACCCUCAGCCCUCCUCUCCUCCUGGGAGUGUGGGGCUACGAGCAGCUGCUCCUUCUAAUGGGAGGCCAGUUCUGGCUGGAGCACCCAGACGCCAAUGGCUCUCUAGGUCAAUGCCAGCACUUUCAAUUGUGCCUGGAAACUGGCUGGCAACUAAAUCCGAUGUUACACGCUCCUAAAUCCGGGAGGCAGGCAAAUAGAUCAGGUGUCCAUACACAUCUAGUAAAUAAAUAAAAUUAUUUGGUUUAAACUAUUAAUUACAUAAAUCCCAGGACAAGUUUCUAUCACUCAAGAAAAUCUCUAUGUUCACAAACAUCUUAGGCUGAAAGUCUUAUUUUGAAUGGUGUGUAAAGCAUAUUAUUGAUUUAUCUUCCCAGCAGAAUACCUUUUGUGACUAGGCCAGCAGAUGUUCCCAAGAAUUCUAGCAAGGCAAGUGUCCAUUCCUUUCUGUUUUCAGAGACUGAGCUGAAAGGAAACGGCCAGUAGUUUGUCAUCAUCACCAUGACUCUAAGUUAGCGUUUUUCAAACUUGGCAACUUUAAGAUGUAUGGAUUUCAAUUCCCAGAAU